AAAAAUUUGUUCUUUAAUGAAAGUGAAAAAAAAGUUAUAAUUUGUACGUGUUAAUCUUGUUAAUUAGCCAUAUUCUUGGCUAUCAAUUAUAUAUAGUGAUGUAAUCAACAAGUAUUUCUUAAUUAUUUAUGCAUAUAUUAAAAAGAGAAACAUCUUUAAAAAAAUGGCGAGAAAAUUAAUCAAAUUUUUAAUAUUAUUUGAUAAUACGUCCCUGUUGUACUUUCCUGGACAAUUUUUAAGUGGACGAGUUUUAAUUGAAUUAGAUGAUGAUACACCAACUUUAGGACUGCAUUUUCAUGUUGUGGGUGAAGGCGUAGUUCAUGUACGAAAACCUCAUCAAGAAAAAACAUAUGAUCGUGAAAAUUAUAUUGAUUUUCGAAUGAGACUUCUUGGUGAACCAGGCCAAGGACCAUCAGUACUAUCACCAGGAAUCCAUAGUUUUCCAUUUAAAUUAGGUUUACCAUUAGGAUUACCAUCAACAUUUUUGGGUAAACAUGGUUGGGUACAAUAUUUUUGUAAAGCGGCAUUACGUGAACCAAAUGGUUUAACACAUAAAAAUCAACAAGUGUUUAUUGUAAUGAAUCCAGUUGAUUUAAAUUUGGAACCGCUUGUAUUGGCGCAACCGUUCCGCUGUGAAGUAGAACAUAAAAUUGGUAUUGGAUGUGUGGGUUCAGGAGUUUUAGAAUGUUUUGUGUCAUUGGAUCGUGGUGGUUAUGUUCCUGGUGAAAGUAUUGGCAUCAGUGCUCGUAUAACAAAUCGCAGUCGUGUAGUCAUUAAAUCAACAAAAGCUGCUUUAACAGAGACAAUACAAUAUUUGUCAAGAGGUAAAGUUGUUCAAACGGAAAAACGUGAAUUAGCAAGUUUAACGCAUGGUAAAAUUCGACCGAAUGGUACUGAUCAUUGGAACAAUGAACAAUUAUAUGUACCACCAUUACCGCCAACGAAUCUUCGUGGUUGCCAUUUAAUUAAAAUUCAUUAUGAUGUUUUUUUCAUAAUCGAGCCAAAAAGUUUCGAAAAGGAAGUAAAACUUCAAUUACCAAUAAUGAUGGCCACAUAUCCAUUAAACGAUGGUGAAGAUAAACCAGGCACUCAUUAUCCUUCUACACUACCAAUUUUUCGUCCAUGGUUGGAGGAAAAAUCUGCAAAUGACUAAUGAAUUAAAACAAUUAUAAAUAGGUUCUUUUUAAUUUAGUCCCAUAAAAUAACUCAACCUAACGAAUGGUUCCUUGGGAAUUAAACAAAACAUAAUUAAACCAUAUAUAAAUAUUAAGUUAGAUAUCGUGAACUUUUUAAUUAGUGAAUUUGAUUUUAAUUUGUGAAAAUGUUUAUUUAAGGGACGGUUCUAGUCAAAUAUAUACUACAAGCUUUGUUAAAUUAAUUAGUCGUUGAAAAAAAUUUUGGAACACCCGUAGCUCGAAAACUACACUCUAAAAAUUUU
Chrysoperla carnea is the source of this 1438-nucleotide messenger RNA. RefSeq names its product arrestin domain-containing protein 4 (gene Vdup1). NCBI's taxonomy places the organism in Eukaryota, Metazoa, Arthropoda, Insecta, Neuroptera, Chrysopidae. The transcript is spliced from 6 exons. Gene Ontology annotation, cellular component: cytoplasm. Bases 164 to 1153 code for a protein of 329 amino acids. Gene Ontology annotation, biological process: protein transport. The record is from RefSeq and is a predicted model, not a curated record.